Microthlaspi erraticum is the source of this 1158-nucleotide messenger RNA. The record is from the annotation of a GenBank genome assembly. Lineage: Eukaryota; Viridiplantae; Streptophyta; Magnoliopsida; Brassicales; Brassicaceae.
AUGGGAGAUAGUAAGAAAAAUGCUGUUCCUAAAACCUCGUCUUCUUCUCUUGCUAUCGUCGAAGCAAAUCCUUCUGACAACAAAGUUGUCCCUAUUGAAGCACCGAUCAUAUCUUCUUACAAUGAUCGAAUCAGGCCGUUGCUUGACACUGUUGACAGGCUGAGGAAUCUGAAUGUGAUGAGAGAAGGGAUCCAGCUUCCGACCAUCAUCGUUGUUGGAGACCAGUCUUCAGGAAAGUCAAGUGUUCUCGAGUCCUUGGCCGAAAUCAGCUUGCCUCGUGGGCAAGGGAUCUGCACUAGAGUCCCUCUUGUGAUGAGACUCCAGAGGAGUUUUAGCCCUGAACCUGAGAUCUGGCUAGACUACAGUGGCAAAGUUGUUCCUACUGAUGAACAACACAUCGCUGAAGCUAUCUGUGCUGCUACAGAUGUCAUCGCUGGAUCUGGCAAAGGGGUUUCAGAUGCUACCUUAACGCUCCAUGUGAAGAAGGCUGGUGUUCCGGAUAUCACAAUGGUUGAUCUUCCCGGGAUAACACGAGUUCCGGUGAACGGACAACCUGAAAACAUCUACGAACAAAUAGCUGGGAUGAUCAUGAAGUACAUCGAGCCACAAGAAUCCAUCAUCCUCAACGUUCUCUCAGCUACAGUCGACUUCACCACCUGCGAAUCCAUUCGCAUGUCAAGACAAGUUGACAAAACCGGUGAACGGACUCUAGCUGUUGUGACGAAAGCAGACAUGGCCCCUGAAGGUCUCCUGCAGAAAGUCACCUCAGACGAUGUGAGUAUCGGUCUUAGCUACGUCUGUGUGAGAAACAGGAUAGGUGAUGAAAGUUACGAAGAAGCUAGGAUGCAGGAAGAGUUGCUCUUCAGGACUCAUCCACUGCUAAGCUUGAUUGACGAUGACAUUGUUGGAAUCCCUGUGUUAGCUCAGAAGCUAAUGCUUAUCCAAGCGGCAAUGAUCUCUCGCUGUCUCCCUGAAAUAGUCCGCAAGAUCAAUCUUAAGAUGGAAACCGCCGUGGUGGAGCUGAACAAGCUGCCGAUUGUCAUGGCUUCUACCGGAGAAGCGUUGAUGGCGUUGAUGGACAUCAUUGGCUCUGCUAAAGAGUCUCUGCUGAGAGUUCUUGUGCAAGGCGACUUCUCCAAAUACCCAGAUGAGGUGUAG